CAUCAGAGAAGGAAGCGCUGAUUGGGGCGGCCGGCCGUCCGUCAGCACGUCCGGCGCCUCCAAUUGGUGCAGAGGGCCAGAUGGGGCGGCAGCGGGACACGCGUCAGGAGGCCGAGCAGGAUCCCCGGGCUCGCGUAGAAGACGGAGAAGGGAAGCAGGAACAGCAGGACAGGCGGCCGGGCCGGCAGCACCUCUCCCUACCCCUCUACCCCGUCCCCCCACCCCUACAGCUGAGGCCAUGGCGAUGAGGGAUUUGGUGGAGCCGGAAUGUGGGGGCUCGAACCCCCUCGUCAAACUCACCAGCCACUUCACCCAGGACAAGGCGCUGAGGCAAGAGGGGCUCGGCGAGACAGGCUGGUCCAAGAGCCUGGGCAGGACAGACAUCCCUCAGACAGCGGAGCAUGUGACGGAGGAAGAGCUGGUCUCGGAGUUCCUUGGGGACAGUCACGGACCCCUGCUCUCCCGGGCCGCCCACACCUUCCAGAUGGAUGACCUGCUGGCCGAAAUGCAGGAGAUCGACAACUCCCGCCUUCUGCGCGCCCCCCAGCGAGCUCCGAAUGUCGCCGACCUGGCCACCUCGGGGAAGUGGGCCGAGGAAUUCCUGGCCAGCGAGACCACUGUGGACACCCCCCAGGGCUUCGCCACCACUGAUUGGUCGGAGGAGUUCAUCACCGAGGUGACAGACCCGGCACUGAUCAGCCCUGCCAAGUGGGCCCAGGAGUACCUGGAGCAGACUGACGAGAAGCUGUGGCUGGGCGAAGCGGUGGCAGGAGAGGGGCAGAACUGGUCGAGGGAGUUUCAAACAGAAGACGAGUUGCGCCAGGCUGCCAACGACUUCCUGGAGAAGGUGGACGACCCAAAGCUCGAGAAGUCGGAGUUCUUGCGGUUCGUCCGGCAGAUUGGGGACGGGGAGGUGUCUUUCGGGGAUGCUGCAGCCAGUCAGGCAGCGAAGGCGGAGGAGUGGGUGGACGAGUACGUGACUGCGCCCAGCGUCCCUGGCGAGGCGGACUUCCGCAACGCAAAGGCGGCCGUCGAGUCGGACGUGGAUUUCUGGGACAAGCUCCAGGCCGAAUGGGAGCGGAUGGCCGAGCGAGACGCGGAGACCCACCCCUGGAUCUCCGACUACGAGCAGCUCCUCUCCUCCUCCUUCGACAAGGGUUACAGGUUCGAGGAGGACAACCCGCUGAGGGAGCACCCUCGGGCCUUCGAGGAGGGGCUGGAGCGCCUCAGGCAGGGUGACCUCCCCAACGCUGUGCUGCUGUUUGAGGCCGCUGUCCAGCAGGACCCGGAGCACGUCCAGGGCUGGCAGUACCUCGGGACAACUCAGGCCGAGAACGAACAGGAACAAGCGGCAAUCAGCGCGCUGCGGAGGUGCGUGGAGCUGCAGCCCGACAACCUGACGGCCCUGAUGGCGCUGGCCGUCAGCUUCACCAACGAGUCGCUGCAGAAGCAGGCGUGCGACACCCUGAGGGACUGGCUGGUGCACAAUGACAAGUACUCACAGCUCCUGGAGGCGAAAGGAACCCAGAAGAGGAAGGGGGUGGGGUCCCUGAUGUCGGAGUAAGUGGCAGGGCCCGGGACCUCU
This is a messenger RNA of Hypanus sabinus (Atlantic stingray), 1585 nucleotides long. RefSeq names its product peroxisomal biogenesis factor 5 (gene pex5). The record is from RefSeq and is a predicted model, not a curated record. Lineage: Eukaryota; Metazoa; Chordata; Chondrichthyes; Myliobatiformes; Dasyatidae. Gene Ontology annotation, biological process: protein import into peroxisome matrix, docking. The transcript is spliced from 13 exons. Gene Ontology annotation, molecular function: protein binding. Bases 239 to 1564 code for a protein of 441 amino acids. Gene Ontology annotation, cellular component: cytosol; peroxisomal membrane.